This is a messenger RNA of Knipowitschia caucasica, 528 nucleotides long. NCBI's taxonomy places the organism in Eukaryota, Metazoa, Chordata, Actinopteri, Gobiiformes, Gobiidae. The record is from the annotation of a GenBank genome assembly.
AUGUCCUGUCUGCUGUGCGUACCUUGUGUUGUCCGAAGCAGAAAGUGGCACAGCAUCAGCAUCCCUCCCGUCUUGAACGAUCCACCACAGGCCAUCGAUGUACCCUCCGCACACGGCUCGGCUGAUAACUGGGGACGAGUGAGAUGGUUUUGGGACAAGGAGAGCGAGGUGAGCUGCCCCGUCGUCACCCGCACCGGUGUCUGGAAGCAUACAGGUUGCAACGGGGGGGGGGUGGGGGGGGGGGGGGGGGGGGGGGGGGGGGGGGUGCGGGGGGGGGGGGGGGGGGUGGGGGGGGGCUCCGCGGGCCCCAGCGUCCUCCCCAUAGCUGUGGAGAAAGUUCGCCCCCCGACCCACAGAUACCCCACGAUGGUCAGGCCCUUCCCGGCUUUGAGGCUGACAGGCAAAUGUCAACAAGCGAGGGGACUUCACGUGAGCGUCUUCAUCCAGCCUUCAGCAGUACCAGGAUUAGAGGCCUGGGAAGAAAACAAGAUCGUGUUCAUGAAAACCUGUUAUGAGAACAUACCGUAG